AUAAAUUGGCCAAACAUUCACACAGGCGCAAGUACGAGCGUGCCCACCCUCUCACACCUUUGAUAGAGUGACGCGGCAAUAUAUGCUGCACUAACGCACACGCAUACUGUUUUACUGUAUUUUAUACAGUACUGCGUAAAUUUUUCGGUUUAAUUUAUUCAUGAUGGUCAGAUCUAUUCAUGUCCACGUUGGCGUUGUUGGCAUCAUAACAUGUGUGUUCCCUAUAUACAAUAAUGGCCUCAACGAACAGAAAACCUAAUCUUAAGCAUGCCAGGAGUGAAGACUAAAAAUAGGCAGUCAGGUGAGCAUAUACGAUAGACAUUGCCUCAGGACGUAUGGUCAUAUUAUUUUCUCAGAAUGAUAGCGUUCAGUUUCUAGCUACAGUGCACGAAAUAUUCCAUCGCUUCACAUGCUAUUACGACCAUCAUCUAUAGCCGCACGGCAAAAUUAAGCUGGUGUAGGUGUGGAUGCUAUUUUAAUUCAAUAUAAACGCAAUUUUAUAAUAUUUCGUGCACUCCUCACAUAAACACGCGAGGAAUCCAACAGAACUCAUUACCAUAUUAUGUUUGAAUGUUUGUAAAGUGUUGAGUCAUGCUCACUGGGGAAACGCAUCUAUGCUCGCAAAUUAAAUCAAACAUCUAGCAAGCACUAUUGUUUCGAGUAGAAAAUUUCUACAGUAAAUCUCCUCGUGAAAUUUCGACAGACCGCCAUGUUGUUGAACCACCACGGUUCUGCGGCUCAAUGCAAAUAACAGCGAGAAAUCUCGCCCGCCCGGACGCAUGCAUGUUAACAAUGUUCGGGGCGUUUCGUCUCUGCCGAUACAUCACAGGGGAGGCGGUCAUCAGGGGGACUGCUGGUGCCGACCCACGAUGGCCGCCACCCCGUACGACAGCAGCGCGGCGCACCACAACUUUUCUUCGGCCUAUGCUGGCAAUCAUGGCGCGAGCAAGGUAAGCACCGGAUGCCAAGGAUAACAGUGGUCUUUCAGAGAGAGCUGGCUGUCGUCAAUAGGUAGGUAGGCAGCCCAGCCGGUUCCGCACGGCUGGGCCGAGGGCGUAGACCCCGCGCGCAAGCCAGAUACGGUGGCUCGGGGCGCUACGGAGACUCAGUACAGCAGUAAGGCAGGUAGCUCUAGCAGCGGCAGCGCAGUAAAGGUAUGCACACAUCCGGGACACGCUGUUGUUACGAAUUCGACGGCUACCGGUGAUACGCACACACACACGCGCGCGCACACACUCCACACGACUACUGCUUUGCGACGACGUUCUGCGUUCUGUGCCGCCGCCGCCGACAACGACGACUGUUGGGGACGACGCCGACGUCGGCUGUCGCGACGGUGUCGUAGCGUCGCCGCUUUCCAGUUCUUGCCUGUAUAGUAAUAGCGACAUCAAGACCAAGAAGGAGGAAGACGAGAGAAGGCGAGAGGUUAGGGAUAUAGACGACGUAGGAGGGAUAGCGGAAGCAGCUUCCGCAGGAUGGAGGGAAACGUCCAGGUUAUACAUGUCAUUGAGACGCCUACGGGAACACAGGUACAGUCACUGGAGACGAUGCAGCCGCAUCGCGACGUGUCGCACACCGUAACGCAGGGACACGUGCAGACGAUCGAGAUGGGACAGAUCGUGCAUCCAGACAUGGCUCAUCUCGUCAAGGAGGGCAUCACGCAGACGCAGGCCGAGAUGCUGCAGCAGCUGCACCUGGCGCAGCAGGAGUUAGAGCAACAGGAGGAUGGCCACGCGCAGGACGGCAGCGACGGGAACGAGGGCGCGGGCGCGGGCAAGAACAACAGCAAGAGUAAGAGCAAAACUGGACAUGGAGGUAUGAAUCAACUUGGCGGGGUGUUCGUGAACGGGCGCCCCCUGCCGGAUACCGUGCGCACUCGCAUCGUUGACCUGGCACAGAACGGCGUGCGGCCUUGCGACAUAUCGCGACAACUACGUGUGUCACACGGCUGCGUGAGCAAAAUACUCGGCAGAUACUACGAGACUGGAUCAGUGCGACCUGGCGUGAUAGGCGGCAGCAAGCCAAAAGUGGCGACACCAAAGGUUGUUGACUGCAUCUCGGCGUACAAGCGAGACAACCCCACGAUGUUCGCCUGGGAGAUUCGCGAUCGUCUGCUGGCCGACAGUGUGUGCGAUAAAGAGGGCGUGCCGAGCGUUAGCUCGAUCAACAGAAUAGUAAGAAAUCAAGCAGCAUUGAAAGCAAAGCUCCAGGGUCACUCGCUGGAAGGGGAUAGUAGCCCACACCGCGAGAUCAAUAGUCAAGUUGGUGGCAACGCUGCUGGACAUCAACAGCAACAACAGCAGCAGCAACAGCAGCAGCAGCAACAGCAGCCAGCUCUCAUUUCGCCUCUCGUCCAAAGACAAGAGAUUGGAAAUGCGACGACGGUGAUAACUCUGGCACCGCCAGCGCAUAUGCAGCAGGUUCAGCAGCAGCAGCAGCAGCAGCAGCAACAACAACAACAACAACAUCAUCACCAGCAGCAACAACAACAGCAACAACAGCAGCAGCAACAGCAGCAAGAUAAUCCUCCCCAGGUCAGCCGGACGUCCGCCGGGUCUUUCUCCGUCAACGGAAUCCUGGGUCUGGCAGAUACCCAGGCCUCUAGCAGUAAACUGAAGCGCAGUAGUGGAGAUUCGAGCGCCAGUGGGGACAGCAACAAUAACGAUUCCGGGGAGACGAAGCGCAUCAAAACAGGUUACCAAACAAUCAGCAUAGCCGACUAUCAGCAAGAAGGACAUGCGGUGUCAGGACAGCAAGGCGAGACGCUAUGGUUUACUGCCAGUGGUGAACUGCUAAAGAAAGCAACCGGAGAAAUAGUGCAACCGCCUCCAGGAGCGAUGUUCAACAUGCAAGGCCUCUCGUAUACGACAGAUGGCGCAAGCGUCGCUACCACCGGCGCAGCAGAAACCAAGAAUAUCAUCUACAUCAAUCCAAUCACGGCAACGAGUAGGACGUCUCAGCAGCCGACCAUCACCUACUCGCUGCCCAGCAUCGGCACCGUUGCUAACGGAUCGGGCAUGGGACCAGUAACCAUCGUUACGCUACCUGCCGGCAGCAGUAAAUUGGCCCCAAACACGGGAAGCAUCUUGGACGCUGCGGUGCAGAUGGCACAGAUUGAAGACGAAGGUUCGGCCGGUGACAACGACAGCGCCAUCAAUGGCAGCAACAGCAGCAACGCUGACGACGACACCACCAACGUCAAGACCGAAGUGGAGGCGACGGAAACGCCCGACAAUCUCACAGUCUUGCAGCCGUUACAGUCCGUGGCGCUGGGUGGUCUUCCAGCCUAUGGACAGUACCCAGCCGACUACGCCGGAUAUACUGGAGGCGCUGGCCCCGUGACUUACACACAAUAUUCCUCUGUGCCGUACACCGACUCCUGGCGAUAUAGCGGCACUGGUGGGGUUAUCCAAACCUCGUAUUACUACGCCCCUGGUGCUGACGCCAUUCAGACGACUGCACAGCUGACUUCUACCACAACAACAACGACGAGCGACAGCUUCAAGUCAGAACAGUGCUGAUCGUCACGUGAUUGCGAAUCACGAAGAGGACACCUAGCAAUCGUGUGAAUCGACAUGCUAAUUAACAGUUCAGGUGUGGUCGGACAUUGCGAACGCAUCACAUUGCGAUUUGAAAUUUUUGGAGAAGCUAGAUUGCGCCAGGACGCAGGAGAAGGGGUACGCCGCGAUGACGUAUUGUGACACGUGACUCGGUGACGUGAUCGGACGUCAUGUGACAUGCCCAUCCACCUACAGCUCAAUACAGCAUAUGCUCGCUAUCCAUAAGACGAUAGCAGAAGAUGCACUAAUACGUAAUCGACUCGCUUCAAUGAGAUGUAAUCACAUCGUGCGUAACGGCAUUGACGCAAAGUAACAUUUAAAUCAAUGCUAAGCAAUUGUGCGCAAGCAAUUCGGACGGAUUAUAUCACGCUUGUAUGCCUAUAGGUCUAAGUAAUAGCAAUUAAUUUGUAUUUUAAUAGAAAUCAGGUAUAAUGUAAUUAAGGAUUAAACAAUAACAGUUUAUUCGUUUAGUAGAUUAUAGACGCCGAUAAGGUUCAUGUAAAAUUAUCACGGCGUUAUGAUAGUUCAUUUCAUAGCUGUACAUUGUAGAUGGUAUGGUACAAGACAUAUCACCAAAGAAACGCACCACCCUGGUCUUUAAAGUCCAGGUAUGUACCUGCAAAAUACUCAUUAUCCAUCAUUAUUAAUCAUGAUAUUAUCCAGAUGUUUAUAUUUUACUUUACGCUAAUUUCUAUAACUCUCGAUGUGUACUUGUGAUAUAACUUUCUAAACACCAAUAGUAGAUGAUAGAAGAUGGUGGCUAGUUUCUGCACGUGUAGAAAGGAAAACAUUAUUCGAACUUUUGUCUGACGUUGAAUACCCAGCUUUGUGAUAUUUUAUACUGAACGGCUACGGAAGAAUUAGUGUCUUUAAAAGUACAGAAUUCUUCAAAGGUGACAACUCGCGGAAUAGAAAGUAAAACAUGUGAAAUAUUUUUGUUACAUUCCUUACUAUGCUAUUGUUAUUAUAACUACCUUGCUGAUGGAGAUUGGAAACAGAAAUGAUGUACCAGAGUGUACUUUCUAAAUAGUUUUUUUAACGUGAGUAAUUCGUUAGAGCGUAAGCUCUAAUGAGAUUUAUUCAGAUUGGCUGUAAAUAAUUAUUUCGUGCUAAUAUUUUUGUACAAAGUUUUGUUGAUGAAGACAUGACAAGUUAUUUUAUAUUAUGGGCACACAAAUGUGACACGAAAUUUAAUCACCAGUUUCAAGGUGACAAUGUUCUAUACAAGCGUGUAAUUUUAAGAACUGGAGGUCGAAGGUAUAUACCAUUAUAGAAUAUUUUUACUACGCAUUACUCACAUUGGGCCAAGGUUUAAGGGUCAGCACUAUAUGAAUCUGUAUAUCGUAUAUGUUAUUGCACCAAACGUGAUUAUUCCUAUAUGCGUGUCAUGAUAUGUCAUAUUUUAAAUAUUAGCUGUGAGUAUGUGCUUUUAUUUAACCGAAGUAGUCGCGGUAUUCAAUUAGCCAUAGCAAGAUUCAAAUCUAAAACUAAUAAUUUUGUAUAGAAAAGCAAUAUGAAGAACAUGUACGACGUAGAGGAAUCGAUCUGUUGUCUUGUAAGGGCAAUUUCUGUAGUUGGUGCAAUAUUUUGUUUCUGGCUCUAGAAAAAUAGUCAAUUCGCGAACAUAGACUUUCAAUUGACACAUUUUCUAAAUUUAACGCUAUAUGUCGCCACACAGGCGUUCUUCCAAAUUGAGGUCGCUGUGGAAAUCUUGUGCACAUAUCCUGUGUAUUGACAAUGACUACAGAUAACGUAUCGAUUGCACACUAACGUCAGAAAGAUGCUAACAGCCAGGUUAUGAUUGAUUUUUUUUAUUGUAGUAUGUGCACGGGAUACAUGCAAUGGCAUAGUUAGGACUGUGCCACGUAUUUGGUAAAAAUAAGCUCUAAGAUUACUUGUAUCUCGGGAAAUUCUUUGUUGCGUAGGGUUGACCUCGACAGCAGCUGUUUGAUGUGCGAGCAGCAAAACUGUGAGAAUUGAGCAGGCGUGAUCACACUUAUUUUACGUUUUGAGUCCGAUUUUCAUACAAAAUUAUUACCAGUGUAACAGUCAAAACAUCAAGUAAAUCCGACGACGAGACCAACAAUCCCAGACCACGCAUCUUGUAUCGUCUCGGAUGAGUUAAUUACGUUUCUAUUAUUGUUUUGCUUGACCCGUCCUUGCGCGUCUAGAAAUGAAAACGAGGCCGCCAAUUUUCGGCGAAAAAGUUGAUUUGUAAUAUCGUAUGUGGCUAUAUAAAAUAACGUAACACACGGUAGCUUGAAAGAUUUCAUGCAAAUCCAAUCUGUAUAAAAGAUCGACAAAUCAAUGCGUCUCCUAACGAUGUUGUUGGUUUGGAAUUAACAUAAAACACUGCUUCAUGGUAACUUUGUCUGCACUCAUAUAGCACACUUCCACACUAUCAUCUUGUAAAUUCACUUGAUAAACUACAUUGUUUUAUAUGCUUUUAAUAAAAGCACAUCACAUAUAAUUUU
Priapulus caudatus is the source of this 6034-nucleotide messenger RNA. Its product is annotated as transcription factor kayak-like. The transcript is spliced from 14 exons. Gene Ontology annotation, molecular function: DNA-binding transcription factor activity, RNA polymerase II-specific; RNA polymerase II cis-regulatory region sequence-specific DNA binding. Gene Ontology annotation, biological process: anatomical structure development; regulation of transcription by RNA polymerase II. The record is from RefSeq and is a predicted model, not a curated record. Bases 1476 to 3521 code for a protein of 681 amino acids. Lineage: Eukaryota; Metazoa; Priapulida; Priapulimorpha; Priapulimorphida; Priapulidae.